Tyto alba (common barn owl) is the source of this 1538-nucleotide messenger RNA. RefSeq names its product histone H1.10. Bases 120 to 806 code for a protein of 228 amino acids. The transcript has a single exon. The record is from RefSeq and is a predicted model, not a curated record. Gene Ontology annotation, cellular component: nucleosome. Gene Ontology annotation, molecular function: structural constituent of chromatin; DNA binding. Gene Ontology annotation, biological process: nucleosome assembly. NCBI's taxonomy places the organism in Eukaryota, Metazoa, Chordata, Aves, Strigiformes, Tytonidae.
GCCAGAGCGGCGGCGGCGGCAACGGAGUGAGGCAGCAGCGCGCCGCGCCGGCCCCCCCGCCACGCCGCGGCUGCCCCUGCCCGCCAUCGGCCUGCGGCCCGCGCCCCCGCGGCGGCACCAUGUCGGUGGAGCUGGAAGAAGCCGAUCUGCCUCUGACCGAGGCGGAGGAAGUGCCGCUCGCCCCGGAGAAGAAAGCGGCCGCUAAGAAGGCGAAAGGCGGCGGCGGCGGCGGAGGAGGCGGCGGCGGCGGCGGCUCCUCGCUGUCGCCGUCGAAGAAGAAGAAGAACAACAAGAAGAAGAACCAGCCGGGCAAAUACAGCCAGCUGGUGGUGGAGACGAUCCGCAAGCUGGGGGAGCGCAAUGGGUCCUCGCUGGCCAAGAUCUACAACGAGGCCAAGAAGGUGGCCUGGUUCGACCAGCAGAACGGCAGGACCUACCUGAAGUACUCCAUCAAGGCGUUGGUGCAGAACGACACCCUGCUCCAGGUCAAGGGCACCGGCGCCAACGGCUCCUUCAAGCUCAACAGGAAGAAGCUGGAAGGCGGCGGCGAUGGGGGCGCGGGCAGCAGUGCCCACAAGUCCCACAAGAAGGCGACGGCCUCCACGUCCCGGCGGGCGGAUAAGAAGCCAGUGACCAAGAGCAAGAAGCCCGAGAAGAAAUCCCACAAGAAGGGAGCCGGCGGCGCGGCGGCGAAGAAGGACAAGGGCAAAGCCAAGAAGGCCACCAAGAAGGGAGCCGCGUCCCCGGGGGGCAAGAAGGUGAAGAAGUCCGCAAAGCCCAAGGCGCUCAAGAGCAGGAAGGCAUGAGAGCGGGGCGCGGGGAGCCGCCCCCCGGACUGCGAGCCCCGCCGCACAGACUGCUCCGCGGAUGGACCCCAGGGACCCGCUUUGUCUUUGUGUCGCUGACUCGGCUCCGCAGCCGCCGCCGCCCGCGGUGAGCGGGGCCGCGGCCGCCCCCCCCCCCCCCCCCCCCUUUCCCCUUCUCCGGCGCCUUAUUUCCCCUCCCCCCCCACCCCGCGGCUUCUCCCCGAUCGCGCCCUUUUGUUUUCGGCCGUGCCCCUCCCCGCGUGUAAACGGUUCCCUACCCCCCCCCCCUUCUCCCCCUCCCCUCACCCCCCCCCCCCCCCCCCCCCCGGUGCUUCACAGGGUUUUUUCCCGCCCGGUUUCCAUAGCAGCCAUUUUGCGGCGGCGCCCCCGCUGCCCCCCGCGCCACGUGGGCCGGCUCCCGCCGCCCGGGCCCGCCCCGCCCCUCCCGCCGGGCGCACCGUGCCUGCCAGCCGCGAGUUCGAAAAGCCACGGCGCCCCCUAUUGGCUCCCGGCCCCCGCCGCCAUGGCAACGGCCCGUUGGGCGCCAAUUGGCUACCGCGGCGUCGGGGCGCUCUUAAAGGGCCAGCGCUCGCGGGCGGCCGCCCGCCCCCUGGCGGGACAGCCCGCGGGGCCCUCGGGCCGCCGGUUCAGGUCGCAUCGUCAAUGGCCUUUAAUUUUUUUUUUUUUUUAAAUCGGUUUUGGGUUGUUUUUUUUUUUUGUUGGGAGGGUGGG